Molecule: messenger RNA, 3023 nt
Organism: Hydra vulgaris (swiftwater hydra)
Lineage: Eukaryota; Metazoa; Cnidaria; Hydrozoa; Anthoathecata; Hydridae
Product: general vesicular transport factor p115
Biological process (GO): intracellular protein transport; vesicle fusion with Golgi apparatus; endoplasmic reticulum to Golgi vesicle-mediated transport
Cellular component (GO): Golgi stack; endoplasmic reticulum; cytoplasm
Source: RefSeq, a predicted model, not a curated record
UUCAUUCAGUUUAGUGAAUAUUAAAAAAAUGGAAUAUUUAUCACGUGGAUUUAAAUCAGUUCUUGGUAAAGUUGAAAACGAAGGUCCAUCUGGAGCUGAAACUGUUGAUAGGCUUGUAGAUCGCAUAUCUUCAGCAACAUUAUUAGAUGACAGACGAGAUGCUGUGCGUGCCAUUAAAUCACUUUCAAAAAAAUUUCGUGUAGAAGUUGGUACAAGCGCUAUGAAUGUGUUAAUAAAAGUUCUCCAUAAUGACAGAACUGAUUCAGAAAUAUGUGGGUUAGCUUUAGAGGCUCUUGUUACCAUUAUGUCCAAUGAUGUCGAUGAGCAAAGUGAAGUGCUCAAUAACGACCUACCUGUGCAGUUUACAGAGAUUUUUCUUAAAGAUUCUGAUAAUGUUACUUGUUUGCUUGGUUUGCUUGAGGAGUAUGAGUUUCGUAUACGAUGGGCUACUGUUCGUCUUCUAAUAGCUCUUUUGAACAACCGAACUAUUCAGAUACAGCAAUGUGUCUUGGUUAGUCCGCUUGGUGUGUCCAGGUUAAUGGAUCUUUUAUCUGACAGUAGAGAAGUUAUAAGAAAUGAUGGACUCACUUUGUUGAUUUUACUUACAAAAGGAAAUGCAGCAAUUCAGAAAAUUGUUGCAUUUGAAAAUGCUUUUGAUAGGCUACUUGAAGUGAUCAGUGAUGAAGGAUACAGCAAUGGAGGUGUAAUUACUGAAGAUUGUCUUAUUUUGAUGUCGAACCUUUUUAAUGCUUCAAAUAUAAAUUUUUUCAGAGAAGGAAGCUAUAUUCCAAGAUUGGUGCCUUUUUUUGACUUCUCUGAUUAUACUGAAGAAGGAAGAACUUGGAGUGAGCUUAAAAUGAAAAAUGUUUUACUGAUGUUACAGUUAAUUCGCACAUUAGUAUCCCCAAACAACCCUCCUCAAUCAACACAAAGCUCACAAAAAGUGAUUUAUCAUUGCAAUUUGUUAAAAAUAUUAUGUGACCUUUUAAUGAAAACUGGUAUUCCUGCAGAAAUACUUACAGAGACCGUUAAUACUGUGGCGGAGAUUAUUCGGGGAAAUCAAACUAAUCAGGCUUUUUUUUCAGUUGUCGAUGCUCCUUACACGCCUCCAAAACCUGCUAUUGUUGUUUUAUUGAUGUCAAUGAUAAGUGACAAGCAACCAUUUUCUCUUCGAUGUGCAGUCCUUUAUUGUUUUCAAUGUUAUCUGUACAAGAAUCCAACUGGGCAGUCCAGAGUGAUAUCGACUUUACUUCCUUCUGGUGUUGCAGAAGCUAAUCAUAUCACAGCAGGUCAACUUUUGUGUGGUGGUUUAUUCAGUAAUGAUAGUUUCUCGAAUUGGUGUGCAGCUAUGGCUCUGUCUCAUGCACUUUUUAGAAACAAAGAUCUUAAAGAACAACUUCUUCGUGUUCAAUUAGCUACAGGAGUAGGUUAUCAACCAGUCUCCCUUCUUCAACAAUGUUCAAAUAUACUUUUAAAUGGAGGAUCAAGUUCACAAACACGCAUUGCAAUAUUGUCUUUGCUAUGUAGUUGGUUGACAAACUGUCCAAUUGCAGUUGCUCAUUUUCUUAGUAAUUCAGCUAUAAUUCCUUUUUUAUUUUCUUGCAUUGAACAACCAUGUGAAAUGCAUGAAUCUGUUAUCCAAGGAUUGUCUGCUGUAUUGGUUGGUGUUUGCAUUAUAUACAAUGAUGGCAACAAUGAAAAAUUUACGAGUGAUUCAAUAAAAAGACUGAUAACUACUCGACUUGAUCCUGAACAUUUUUUAACCAAAAUUAAUGAUGUUUCAAAAUCAGAACUUUUUACAACUGCUGCUAAGCAUACUCAAAUUCAAGAAGUAAAAUCAGAUAGAGUACUAUUCGACCAUGAGUUCACAAAACAGUUUAAAAAAUUAGAAGUGAGUAUUUCAAAAUCUAUAUCUGAAGAUGAUGAUGCAGAUGAUAAAUUUAAAACAUCUCAGACAAAUGAAAGUGUUGUGAUGUCAUACAAAGUUUUAAUUAGAGAGCAGGAUGUGGAAUUAGGAAAACUAAGAACACAAUGCAAAGAACUGCAAGAAAAUUUUAAUGAUGCACAGCGUCAACUUGAACGGCAAGCAAUAGAACUUGUUCAAAUAAGAAAUCAAGUAGCUAUUAUGAAAGAGUAUGAUCCUGAUAGUCAAAAAGAUACAGUUCAUUCUUUGCAAAAUCAAAUUCAGGAAAAAGAAGAGCUAAUUAAAAAGCUACAACAAGAAUUGACACACUAUUCUGCUCAUUCAUUGCCAGCCAAUGUUGCUGCUCCUCUUCAUAAUGGUCAUGUUGAAUCUGAAUCUGAAGAUCUAUCCAUUAAAGUCAGUUUAUUAGAAGCAGAAAAUUCAAAUCUAAAACAACAAAUGGAAAAAUUACAACUAUCACUCUCUAUUAUGCAAGCAUCAUUAGAGGCAAUAACCACAAACAAGCAAGCUGCUGAGGAAAACUCAGUUACAUUGCUAAAUAAACAAAUUGCAAGUCUUGUUGAGGAAAAUAAUCUUUUGAAGACAGAAUGCGCAAGGAAGGAAACCACUCCGAAUAAUAAUGAAAUCCAAGAUCUGCGAUUAAAACUUGAAGCUAAAACCUCUGAUUACGCGCAGCAAAGGCAAGACUACGAAGAUUUAUUGGUGUUACUUGAAGAUCAGGAUGCAAAGAUUAAAAAGUACAAGAUACGUUUACGCGAGCUUGGCGAUACAACGGCAGGUGAUUCAUCAGACGACGAUGAUGACGAAACUAUUGAUAGUGGUAUUAAUAUGCUAAUGCCUGACUCCACUAAGAAUCAUAAAUCUCUUAACGUUGAUCUUUCUGAUGAGGAAUAAAGUAUAUCAUUGUUUUAGUUUUAACUAGUAUAUUUUCGAUGACGACAUUAUGUACGUCAUCAAGCUUUCGCGUACCUCAUUUUACUUAUGAAUGGCGACUAUUAUGCUAUUGUUAUCAACAUUAGUUGAUGCUAUCAUAUACAUCAGUAUGUUGUUUGUAUGUUAUCAUGUUUAUAUUUUAGUUUAUAUUAUCUAAUGAAUCAAA